Molecule: messenger RNA, 2736 nt
Organism: Cucurbita pepo subsp. pepo (vegetable marrow)
Lineage: Eukaryota; Viridiplantae; Streptophyta; Magnoliopsida; Cucurbitales; Cucurbitaceae
Molecular function (GO): lipid binding
Source: RefSeq, a predicted model, not a curated record
UCUUUCUUUUACCUGAAUAUCUCACUAUCUUACAUUUAUGCCCCUUUGCGUUCCUAUUUCCUCUGUCUUUCCGAAAUUAUGGGUCGCAAAUUUAUGUUGUUCUGUGAAGAGAGUGAUUUAGUUGGGUGUUGAGGCAGUGAAGUGAAGGGGAGGAAGAUGAACCCUUUUAGGCUCAACGUUGAAGAGAGUGUUGAGCUUUUGCGCCAUGCUGCUUUCGAUAAGGCUGUUCUUUUCUGUUUGGUUCCUCUGUUUUUUGUAGGUUGGGUUUUUUCUUUCUCUAAUUGGAUUCCGCUAGCUAUUGCGGUGUGGGCGACUUUACAGUAUGGGAGUUUCCAACGUCAGCUACUAGUAGAAGAAUUGAACAAAAAAUGGAAGCAAAUUGUAUUGGACACCUCUCCCACUACACCACUGGAGCAUUGUGAAUGGUUGAAUAAGCUGUUGACCCAAAUUUGGCCUAAUCACAUCAACCAAAAACUUUCAUUGAAGUUCUCUACUAUUGUUGAGAAACGAUUAAAGCACCGGAGGUCAAGACUUAUUGAAAGAGUAGAACUAUUGGAGUUUUCUCUAGGUUCAUGUCCCCCUGGCUUGGGUCUUCGUGGGACACAAUGGUCAACAUCUGGUAAUCAGAGAAUCAUGCGUUUGGGUUUUGAUUGGGACACAAAUGAAAUGAGUAUCAUGUUACUUGCCAAAUUGGGCAUGCCAUUUACUGGAACUUGCCGGAUUGUUAUCAACAGCAUUCACUUAAAGGGUGAUGUAUGUGAACUUCUCUUGAGACCAAUCUUGGAUGGGAGAGCGAUUCUGUAUUCAUUUGUUUAUACUCCAGAAGUAAGAAUAGGAGUUGCUUUUGGAAGUGGUGGAAGCCAGUCGUUGCCUGCAACAGAGCUACCUGGUGUAUCUUCCUGGCUGGUUAAACUUCUAACGGACUUUAUAGUAAGAACAAUGGUCGAACCUCGACGCCGCUGUUUCCCCUUGCCAGCAGUCGACCUCGGUAAAAAGGCUGUGAGUGGUACAAUAUAUGUGACAGUCAUCUCAGCCACUAAGCUUUCCAGGAACAGCUUGAGAGGAAACUCUUCCAGAAAGUCACUGAGUACCUAUAUGAACAGUCCACCAGAAGAAACCUUAACUGAUAAGGAAGACUUACAGACAUUUGUGGAGGUAGAAAUUGAUGAGCUAAGUAGGAGAACUACAGUAAGAUCAGGCUCCAGCCCUGUAUGGAAUUCAACAUUCAAUAUGAUCUUACAUGAAGAUACAGGAACUCUUCGGUUCAAUCUUUAUGAGUCUAACCCAAGCCAUGUGAAGUAUGACUAUCUAGCCAGUUGUGAAGUAAAGAUGAAGUACGCUGCUGAUGAUUCCACAACAUUUUGGGCUAUAGGAUCUGACUCUGAAGUAAUAGCAAAGCACUCUGAGUUUUGUGGAAAAGAGGUUCAAAUGGUUGUCCCAUUUGAAGGCAUCGAUUGUGGGGAGUUAACUCUGAGACUUAUAGUUAAAGAGUGGCAAUUUUCUGAUGGUUCACAUAGCUCGCAUAAUUUCCUUACAUCUCAACAAUCGGUUAAUGGGUCCUCGAACUUUCGUACAAGAACUGGAAGGAAGAUUGGCAUUACCAUUGUAGAAGGAAAAGAUCUUAGUUUGAAGGAUAAAUCAGGGAAAUGUGAGACAUAUGUAAAACUGGAAUAUGGGAAGACUUCCUUUCAGGCUCUCCGGAAAACAAGAACUGCUAUGUCUUUGAAUCCUAAUUGGAAUCAAAAGUUUGAGUUUGAUGAGAUUGGAGGUGGUGAAUACCUGAAGAUCAAAUGCUUUGGUGUGGAUAUAUUCGGAGAUGAAAAUAUGGGUACUGCACGAGUAAAUCUGGAAGGAGUUCAUGAAGGAAUAGCCAGGGAUGUAUGGAUCCCCCUAGAAAAAGUAAAUUCUGGAGAACUAAGGCUUCUGAUAGAGGCAGUCAAGUUGGAUGACUAUGAAGGAUCGAGGGGUUCAAACACCAUCUCCAGUAAUGGUUGGAUUGAACUUGGUAUCAUAGAAGCUAAAGACUUGGUUGCUGCUGAUAUUGGAGGAACAAGCGAUCCUUAUGUGAGAGUGCAAUAUGGAAUCUUGAAGAAACGAACUAAGGUUAUUUUCAAAACUUUAAAUCCUCAUUGGAAUCAGACCUUAGAGUUCCCUGAUGAUGGAAGUCCUUUGCUGUUGCAUGUGAAAGACCACAACGCUUUACUACCCACAUCGAGCAUUGGCGACUGUGUUGUUGAGUAUCAAAGAUUGCCUCCAAACCAAAUGGCUGACAAAUGGAUACCUCUUCAAGGGGUGAAAAGGGGGGAGAUCCAUAUCCAAAUCACAAGAAAAGUCCCUGAUCUAGAGAAAGACAAAAGAUGCAGUUUAGAUUCCGAAUCAUCUUUUACCAAGGCACAUCAAGUUUCAAGUCAGAUGAAGCAAACAAUCAGCAAGUUUCAGACUUUGAUCGAGGAUGUUAAUCUCGACGAGGUUUCGGCGUGCUUGAGCGAACUAGAGAGCCUGGAGGAAGUGCAAGAGGAAUACAUACAACAGCUUGAAACAGAACAAAGGCUUCUGAUAAAUAAGAUGAAGGAGCUUGGCCAGGAAAUUCUUAAUUCUUAUUCACUUAGUAGGAGAUGUUCUUGAGUGUUCUUCAGAUACGUACAUACAUAGCUCUGUAAGAUUCAUGAGAUUUUAAAGUUAAUGCCUUUCCAUCACACUAAGCUUAUUGUAACUUAUAAAAUGUACAGUUCUUUC